GGUGACCUCUGUUACCUCCGUCAACUGUUGACGCAAAGCUCUGUAAAAUCUCAAAACUCACCGCCACGCCGAUUUGCAGAUACGCCAUUUACCAUGGAUAGGCGGUCGGUCUAUUCGCUCAGCGUCUUGGUACCCGAUCAAGACGGCAACGAGGAUUCGCGCAGCUUUAUCCUGUCCCAAUUGAGAGAAUUUGUGCUUGAAUUUAGACUCGACAAUGCUUUCAUCUACAGAGACCAGAUUCGCGAAAAUGUUCUCAUUAAACAAUACUACUGUGACAUUGAUGUUGCGCAUCUCAUCUCCUACAAUGAAGAGCUGGCGCAUCGAUUGACGUCUGAGCCGGCUGAAAUUAUUCCUCUCUUUGAAGCAGCUCUUAAGCAGUGCACGCAGCGCAUCGUGUUCCCCGCUCAACCAGAAAUCCAUCUACCAGAGCACCAACUUCUCCUCCACUCUAGCGCCUCGCAAAUCUCUAUUCGUGAUCUCAAUGCUACAAACAUCUCCCAGCUCGUUCGCAUUCCCGGCAUCGUGAUUGGUGCCUCUACGCUCACAUCCAAAGCGACAGCGCUGCACAUUCAAUGCCGCAACUGCCAACACACGGAAAAUCUGCCGGUUACUGGCGGCUUUUCUGGCAUAUCUUUGCCUCGAAUCUGCUCUCGCCCCCGCCAGGAGGGAGAGUUUGCAGAGAGAUGCCCUUUGGAUCCUUACUUUAUCGUACACGAAAAGUCUCAAUUCAUUGACCAGCAAAUUCUCAAGCUGCAAGAGGCGCCCGACCAAGUCCCCGUCGGAGAACUUCCGCGCCACAUUCUCAUCUCCGCCGAUCGAUACCUCACAAACCGUGUCGUGCCGGGAUCACGGUGCACUGUCAUGGGUGUCUUCUCUAUCUACCAGUCCAAGGGUGCCAAAGGAUCCGCCAAUUCCGCUGUCGCUAUUCGCAACCCGUAUAUCCGCGCUGUCGGAAUUCACAGCGAUGUCGACCACACAGCCAAGGGCAACGCCAUUUUCACCGAAGAAGAAGAGCAAGAAUUCCUUGAAAUGAGCCGUCGACCUGACCUGUACGAGGUCUUUGCAAACUGCAUUGCUCCGGCCAUUUACGGCAACCAGGACAUUAAAAAGGCUAUUGCCUGCUUGCUUAUGGGAGGAUCCAAGAAGAUUCUCCCAGAUGGAAUGAAACUGCGUGGCGAUAUCAACGUGCUUUUGUUGGGUGACCCUGGUACCGCCAAGUCGCAGCUCCUAAAGUUUGUUGAAAAGGUUGCACCUAUUGCCAUUUACACCUCGGGUAAAGGUUCUUCAGCGGCCGGUCUUACUGCGUCCGUCCAGCGUGACCAGUCAACGCGUGAAUUCUACCUGGAGGGAGGUGCUAUGGUCCUUGCCGACGGUGGUGUCGUGUGUAUUGAUGAAUUUGACAAGAUGCGCGACGAAGACCGAGUCGCCAUCCACGAAGCCAUGGAACAGCAAACCAUCUCCGUCGCCAAAGCCGGUCUUACCACCAUUCUCAAUGCCCGCACGUCUGUUCUCGCAGCAGCUAACCCUAUUUUUGGCCGGUACGACGAUCUCAAAUCUCCCGGCGAGAAUAUCGAUUUCCAAACCACCAUCUUAUCUCGUUUCGACAUGAUUUUCAUCGUCCGUGAUGACCAUGAACGAGGCCGAGAUGAGCGUAUCGCCCGACACGUCAUGGGCAUCCACAUGGGCGGACGAGGCGUCGAAGAACAAAUCGAUGCUGAGAUUCCUGUGGAGAAAAUGAAGCGCUACAUUAGCUAUUGUAAACAAAAAUGCGCUCCCCGCCUCUCCCCCGAAGCUGCAGAACGGCUCUCGUCCCACUUUGUCACGAUCCGCCGGCAAGUGCACCGUGCGGAAGUUGCAGCCAACGCACGCUCCUCUAUUCCCAUUACCAUCCGUCAACUCGAAGCCAUUGUCCGUAUCACCGAGUCUCUGGCCAAACUUACUCUCUCGCCCAUCGCCACCGAAGCCCACGUUGACGAAGCUAUUCGUCUCUUCCUCGCCAGUACGAUGGACGCCGUCACCCAGGGCGCCGACCAAGGCUCCACGGAACUCAUGGAGGAAGUCGGCAAGGUGGAAGAAGAGCUCCGAAGACGCUUGCCCAUUGGCUGGAGUACGAGUCUGGCUACGCUCCGCAGAGAGUUUGUUGAUGGAAGAGGCUACUCGGAACAAGCUCUCAAUAGGGCAUUGGUUGUCUUGCAGAGACGCGAGACGGUCCAGAUAAGGUCUGGUGGUGCACAGGUUUAUCGGAGCGGUGUUUAACUUUAUUCUUUUCAUUACUUCCCCCUUCAUCUUGUCCUGUUUUCUUUAUUGAUCCACUCAUCGAUUGAGUGUUAGAAGCUAUAGCUUCUUUGUCUUUACAUUUCCCCCUUUAUAUCAUUAUUUUACGUUCGGCAUGCAUAGGAGGGUGGGCGGGUCCAGGUCGAGGAGUUAUUGGGGUAAUUCGCAGCAUGAUGUUAUGAUCUGCAAGGAGCUGUACUUUUGCUUCUUCAACUUCUUUUUUUUUUGUUGUUCUCUUUGACUUUUAUACUACAGGCGUUGCGUCAUUGCACUUGUGUCUCAUGAUGGGAUUGUUCAUCUCACACUUCUGUACUACACACAAAUCUGCACAAUUGAUAUCCAC
This is a messenger RNA of Xylona heveae TC161, 2617 nucleotides long. Its product is annotated as DNA replication licensing factor mcm5. Gene Ontology annotation, molecular function: 3'-5' DNA helicase activity; single-stranded DNA binding; DNA replication origin binding. Gene Ontology annotation, biological process: DNA replication; DNA replication initiation; double-strand break repair via break-induced replication. The coding region runs from base 94 to 2256 and encodes 720 amino acids. Lineage: Eukaryota; Fungi; Ascomycota; Xylonomycetes; Xylonales; Xylonaceae. The record is from RefSeq and is a predicted model, not a curated record. The transcript is spliced from 4 exons. Gene Ontology annotation, cellular component: MCM complex; nucleus.